Diceros bicornis minor is the source of this 2529-nucleotide messenger RNA. RefSeq names its product spermidine/spermine N1-acetyl transferase like 1 (gene SATL1). NCBI's taxonomy places the organism in Eukaryota, Metazoa, Chordata, Mammalia, Perissodactyla, Rhinocerotidae. Gene Ontology annotation, cellular component: cytosol. Gene Ontology annotation, molecular function: N-acetyltransferase activity. The transcript is spliced from 6 exons. The record is from RefSeq and is a predicted model, not a curated record. Bases 219 to 1451 code for a protein of 410 amino acids.
GUGAAGUACGAAUCAAGUUGAGAAAAACCAGAAACAUCCUACAGCCUCCCAUCACAGCACUAGAGUUAAGGGCUCCUGUUCCAUCAAGAUACUUUGUCACUGGCCAACCAGUUGUCUGCCAACCCAGCACCUGCCAACCAAUCCUCGUGGCCAACCAGUCUCAAGUCAACCAGUCUGAAGUCUACUCCUCAGGCCAACCAGGCACGAAUCAACUGGGCAUGAACCAAUCAGGCAUGAACCAAUCAAGCUUACCAGACAUGAAUCAACCAGGCACCAGCCAGCCCAGCACGAGCUUACUUGGUAUGAACCAACUGGACAUGAACCAACCGGACAUGAACCAACCAAGCACAAGCCUACCUGACACCAACCAACUGGGCAUGAAACAACCGGGCAGGAGCCAAUCCGGCAUGAGGCAACCAGGUAUGAACCAACUAGUCCCGAGCCAACCAGGCAUUUGGCAACCAGUCAUGAGCCAAUCAUGCAGUAGCCAAUCAGGCAUGAGUCAACUGCAACCGUACCCGAGUCAAGCCAGCACAAGUCAACCAUAUGCGAGGCAACCAGGCCCAAGCCAAUCAGGCCUGAGUGAACCAGGCAUGAGGCAAUCAUACUCGAGCCAAUCCACCACAAGUCAGCUAGGCAUGAGGCAAUCAUACUCGAGCCAAUCCAGCACAAGUCAGCUAGGCAUGAAGCAAUCAGGCCUGAGCCAAUCAAGCAUAAGUCAGCCAGGCACGAGCCAAUCAGGCAUGAGUCAACUAAGCCUGAGGCAACUAGGCUGGAGCCAAUCAGGCACGAGUCAACCAGGCCCAAGCCAAUCAGGCACAAGCCAAAGAAGCAGGAGCCCAACAGGCAUGUUGCAACCAGGUCCUUGUCAACCAGGCGUGAGGCAAUCAAGCUUGAGGCAACCAGGCAGGAGCCAAUCAGGCACGAGGCAACCAAGCAUGAACUCUUUCCGAGUAAGACCUGCGGAGGCUCGAGACUGCCCAGAAAUCCUGCGCCUAAUUAAAGAAUUGGCUGCCUGUGAAAACAUGCUAGAUGCAGUGAAGUUAACAGCAUUGGAUUUACUCAGGGAUGGCUUUGGGGACAAUCCCCUUUUCUACUGCUUAAUUGCAGAAGUACAGAGUCAACAAAAACCAUCAGGCAAAGUAACCAUUGGAUUUGCCAUGUACUACUUUACAUAUGACCCCUGGAUUGGCAAGUUACUUUACCUAGAAGACUUUUAUGUCAUACAAGCUUACCGAGGUCUAGGUAUUGGGGCUGAAAUGUUGAAGAGGCUAAGUCAGAUAGCCAUCAGAAGCCACUGUAACUGCAUGCACUUUCUUGUCGUCAUUUGGAACCAGGCUUCUAUUGACUACUACACUCGUCGAGGGGCUUUAGACCUUUCCUCUGAGGAGGGCUGGCAUCUGUUCAGGUUUAACAGAGAAGAACUCAUGGACAUGGCAGGGGAACAGUGAAAGAUGACUCAUCACAACUUGUCCCAACAACACAGGCUCCCACAUUUGAAUGUCACCUGAGUCCAACAAAAGUUUGACUUUGAGUGUUGUACAAUACAGCAAGUGACCAAACUCCGGUUUGAACAGAUCUUUUACUUUGAAACAUAUUUUGCAGAUACAGUCAACUCUCCAUUAUCCAAAAUAAUAUACUAAUGGCUAGUAGCAGAGCUGAUGAUUCAAGAGUAGAUAAUUCAAAAAUCACUUAUACUUGGCUUUAGGAUAUUUAUUUUUUGCCUACCACAUCUCACUAAAUUUAAGAUGCUUAUAUUUUCACAUCUUAACAUAUCUGACAUUGGGAUAACUAUAAUGACCAACUGGCAGUACUUUUUUCUUAGCGGUAAGUAAUGUGUCUUAGAUUUGAUGAAAAAUGAGUGUGUUUGAUUAUAAACAGAUCUGAGGUACAAAAAAUUUACUUAAAAUACUGAAGCUAAAUUAUGAAGAGCUAACUUAUGAAAAACUAGUAAGUGAACUGCUUCCCCACCUUGAGCAGCUCAAGUACCACUGCCUCCUUGACAUCAUCCCAGAACUACAUUCCAUCUCUGAACAUCUACUUCUCUUUGGUUGUACCUAUCUUAGGGCAGAUACUACAUAUAACACUGUAUUUGUACAUGUUUCUAUCCUUUCUAGUAGAAUAUAAGCCCUUUGAUAGAAUUAUAAUUAUUUUUACAUCCUGUGUUACAACCAGCACGGUAGAACAUAUAAGUUCCUACUAUGUACCAGGUAUUUUGUGGGCAUAAAAGCUACAGAAAGAUGAUUCAGUCAUACCCACAAGGAGCCGUGUCUGUGAAAAAAAUACUAGUUUUAAUUUUAUAAUAAAUUGUAUGGGCUAUGAUAGCUAUAAAUACCAAGUGUGAGGGAAUAUAGAGAGAGCAUCUAAAUCCUACCUUGGAGAACUGAGAAAGGUGACACUGGAAUUGGGUUUGAAGAAUGAACAAGAAGUUAGAAUAUAGAGCAGGAUGAGAUAGAAAAAAAUUCUAAGAUGAGACACCAGCAUAGGCAGAGAAAAAGAGACACAAAAGAACAAAGCAUGUCCAAGAAG